Anastrepha ludens (Mexican fruit fly) is the source of this 2856-nucleotide messenger RNA. Its product is annotated as poly [ADP-ribose] polymerase tankyrase-1. The transcript has 4 exons. The record is from RefSeq and is a predicted model, not a curated record. Lineage: Eukaryota; Metazoa; Arthropoda; Insecta; Diptera; Tephritidae. Bases 918 to 2756 code for a protein of 612 amino acids. Gene Ontology annotation, cellular component: nucleus; cytoplasm. Gene Ontology annotation, biological process: regulation of barbed-end actin filament capping. Gene Ontology annotation, molecular function: protein binding.
CUAUCUCUCCUUAUCUUUCUCUAUCUUCUUUGUCAACGUAUUCAUAUUCACCAUUUCCCUGCUUUUAAGCAUUUAAAUUUACUUUCAUCUUUACUUUAAAAUUUAUAUUUAUUCUUGCACUUUUAUUUUAUUUUCAUUUUUGCCUUUAUCCUUUUUUCAUCUUUGUCUCUAUCCUAAAUUUUAUUCUUAAACUAAUUACUACUUAACUCAUUUCAGUGUCAAAUUUAGCAUCAAUAUUAAAACAUACAUUUAGGAGUCAUAAGGCAUAACUGUUUAUUCAAGCUUUCUUCGACCAACUUUUUACUCUCAACUUAUUCAACUGAAGAGGGUAGCGGAAGAGACAACAAGAGAAAUAUUAAUCAGCUGCUAAUAACAUACAUCCCCACUUACUGUUUGUUUCCUGGUUUUCUUUUUUUUGUUUUUGUGUUACUUACUAUUCUUUCAUUUCACUCAUUCAUGACUAAAGUACAUAUUACGUGCCUUGAAUGUAAACAAAUAACAGAUACUCCAAUGCGGUCGGUCUUCCUUAUUUUCUGCUUCACACAUUCUUCACUAAUCGGAAAGACACCCUUAUCAGUUGUUUUCCACCCUUUUUGGAUUGGGUUACCUAACACCCAUACCAUUUAGGCCGACUUUUGAUUGCGCAGCAGCAAAUCUGAGUGUCAAGACCACCGAUUCUCGGCGAAGCCAAGUGAGGCAGAGUAUAGCACAACGGCAUUAAGAAAGAACUAAACGUCAAUCUAACAACACAACUGUGAACAUUAAGUUUUUCUUCUAAUUUCGCCUAUUGUAUUUCAUUCCAUAGUUUUUCGCUUUUUAAAUACAAUAUAUAAAACUAACUAAAACAGAAUAAAAAAAAACAAGCAACAACCGCACAAAAGUAACUGAUUUAAGAAAAUAAACGAAGAGAAUAUGCAAUGCAUUCACCUAUAAACACUUUCGAACUAAACGAGCGGCUACUGACCACAGUACAGACGGGCAACUUUCAUGGUGUGCUCGAUUGUCUGAUGGAGGGUGCCAGGGCAACCAUUGUGUCCACUAUUUGCGGACGCACAGCUGUUGGUACUGCGGCGCUGGUUGGUGAUGCCGAGAUCCUCGAGCUGUUAAUACAAUCCUGUGAAGAACCUGACUUGGAUAUAUUUAACAGAAACCGUUCAAACUCGUUUGGCGAAAUGGAAACGGAGUGCACCCCAGAUGGUAUGGAUAAUCUAGAAUGGGAGGAUGAAUUCAUUGAAAAUUGCAACGAUUGUGAUCAAAGUGGUGCAGAAGAUGUUGCCCAGGAUGCCGAGGACACUUCCCUCUACUACUAUUAUGCCAAAACGUUCGAACGUACCGGUGCCAUUAUCACCCGCAUGAAUGAGCCCUACGCAAUCUCGCCUACUUGUGGCCACCAACAGGAUACUCAUCGGGUAGAUGCUCUUCUGAUGACACCUCUGCACUAUGCGGCCGCAUGUGGGCAUGUGGAGUGUGUGCGUAUACUGAUUUCGCAUGGCGCAACAUUGGAUGCAGUCAAUAGUGAUGGCUAUACACCACUGCACGUGGGCGUGGCAUAUGCUGAAGUUGCGCACCUGCUUCUCAAACAUGGUGCUAAUCCGAAUUUAAAAACACUCAACACGGGAGAGACACCUUUACACUUGGCCAUAAGGAAUCAUUCGGCGGCAGUGGCCAAUAUUAUAUUGCAAACGAAUGCGAAUAUCAACGAAACGGAUGACAUCGAUCAGACGCCACUGAUGUGCGCCAUUAUCACUGAUCUGGAUAGCGUUGCGGUCACACUUAUCGAACGCGGUGCCCGCAUCAAUUUGCAGGACAAGGAGGGUCGCAGCGCUCUUUACUAUGCCGUACUGCAGAACAACGUGCCACUGACCAUACGAUUGUUGCAGCGGGGCGCUCGCCGCAUCACUUCCCAUUACCUGCUGCAUCAUUGCGUGCGUCACAACAUGUCCGACAUGGCAGAGACGUUGAUAAGUCACGGCGACAGCUUGAAUGUGCGCAACAAAGAUGGCGUUACACCCAUUCUACUCGCGAUACUCAGCCAGAAGACCGACAUGCUGGAGUUAUUGUUGCGUGUGGCUGCUGUGCAGCAAUCGCAAGGUGCUACAAUAGUCGACUGUGUGGAAAAUGAGCUACUCAUUGCUGUGCAAUACAUCGACACCGUGCAGGAUUUCAAACCGAUCGCCCGCAUACUGUUCGCGCACAGUGAAGGCAGGUGGAUGUCGGCGUCGUUUACUUCCCUUUCAUGGUCGUGUUACAUUCCCUAUUGUCAGACGCCGUUGGCACGUGCAGUUAUGCUAAACAAAUUCGAUAUCGCUGAGUUUUUGGUCAAAGAGGGAGUGGACAUAUAUCAGGUGUGUCGCGAUCAUGUUGUGAAUAAUUUGCGCGCCACGAGUGUUGGCGGCUGUUUGGAAUUCGCCAAGUUGUUGGUUCAUGCUGAUUUUAAAUUCCCUUGCCUGCGCCCCCCAUUCCCAAACAAUUGGACCACCGAGCGUCGUCACUUCGAAAUGGAAAUGUUUCGCCUGUGUGGUACACCUCUAUCCCUUCAAUCGCUCGCUCGCAUUGUGAUAAGAAACCAACUUAUAAGCCUACUUAAUAGUUCGGUUGCUGUGAGGCAACGAUAUCCAACAACGAAGCGCGAGUCAAGUUUGAGGCGAAUGAUCAAUUUAUUGGGAAUACCAAAGAUUUUACAAAAAUAUUUAUUCGAGUUCGAUGAUUGCGCAUCUGUGAUGAAAAACGCUUGCAAUAUGGAUGGUGGAGGUUAGCAAGGUAAUAAGUAAGGCUGUAGAAUUAGUUUAAGGCAGUAGAUUAUACAUUUAUUUUAAGGUUAAAUACGGCUUCAGAGUGAUAUUUGUAUGCAAAUCC